This is a messenger RNA of Gopherus flavomarginatus (Mexican gopher tortoise), 692 nucleotides long. RefSeq names its product cytochrome c oxidase assembly factor 3 homolog, mitochondrial. Gene Ontology annotation, cellular component: mitochondrial inner membrane. NCBI's taxonomy places the organism in Eukaryota, Metazoa, Chordata, Testudines, Testudinidae. The transcript has 2 exons. Bases 16 to 378 code for a protein of 120 amino acids. Gene Ontology annotation, biological process: mitochondrial respiratory chain complex IV assembly. The record is from RefSeq and is a predicted model, not a curated record.
UUGCUCGAGAAGGAUAUGACGAUAGCCUCCGCGCUCCGCCCAUUCAGUCACGUGGGCGCUGGGCGCGGCUCCGCGGGGAAGAUGGCGGCGCCGCGGGAGCCGGGCCGGGACUCGGAGGCCGCGUUCGCGAAACGGAUUGACCCGGCGCGGGAGCCGGAGCUGAGCGCGGAGCAGCGGCGCGUCACGCAGCGCGCGGAGGAGGCGCUGCGCCGGCGGCUCCGGGGCCGCAACCUGCUGACGGGGCUCGGCAUCGGCGCGGUGGUGUUGGGCAUCUAUGGUUUCACCUUCUACAAGAUCUCCCAGGAGCGAUUCCUGGACGAGCUGGAGCAGGAGGUUGAGGCUGCCCGGGCCCAGGCUGCCAAGACCCCAGUGAACUGAGACCCUGAGCAGGCCGGAUCCAGCUGGAACUGAUGCACGUGCCAGAGACCCUCAGCAGCCCGAUUCCUCUUGGGUUGCAUCUGCCUUUGACAUGCCAGGCACUCCCUAUGGUUAGCCGAGUCCCCCUCGGUGGAAGGGGGGGCUCCUCUCCCCUGUGCCCAGUGGGGACCAGGCUCCCGCCACCUCCAGUUAAACUUUCUCGCUGCAGUUGCAGACUGUGGUGCAACAGCACCAGCUUUGUUUCCUGAUGGGCUCUUCUGCUAUUCACCCCCUGCAGCAGAUGGGCCAGGGCCUCAAUAAACCUGUCUAAAUGA